GACCCCUACUCCUUCCUGCUCUACUCUCUACCAUCUCUCUCUUGAUUUUGGUAUUUUAAAAAAAAAAAAAAAAAAAUCCAAUGAUAGAAUUUUUUUUCUUCUGGAAAUCUUCUCAUUUGGAUAUGUACCUUAUGUAAUAUUCUUUUUUACAUGUAUGAAUUAAUUAUAUUUAUAUGGGGUCUUGGUUUGUUUUGCCAACGCCAUGGAAAUUAUUACAGUAAACAAUUUUCAGAGAUUAUCAAAAACCAAGUGAAAUAUAUAUAUAUAUAUAUAUUCACUUUUUAUUUACAAAGAAAUGAAUAUGUUUUCCAGUUUUAAAAGCAACUUUACCGUUAUUCAUUGGUUAUUUUUGGCUAGAUGUUAAUUUGAGCUGGGUUUUGUGGAUAAAUAGUGUAUACCUAUUUCGCAGAAAAAUAAAUUUUUUGAGGUCUCCCAGUAGGUCCCCAAGUGUUUAAUUUUUCAGGGUCAGAAGGAACAUUUUUUUUUUUUUUUUUGGUUGUGUGUUUGAUUAAGAUAUUGGUUCUUUUUAACUUGGAUUUUGUGUGUUUAAGAGCUCCAAACAAAGAUAAAACGCAUUGAGUGCUAUUGAUCCCACCAUUGAUGGACUUGGUCUUUUUUUCCUGAGAUGAAAUUUUAGCUACCGAGAUUGAGAAUAAGAUAAAAUUUUAUUUUAUCUUAUUUUUAUAUAUAUAUUUUUUUCCCUUCCCUUUUGUAUUUUCAUUUUCAUUUCUGCUUUCAUGAAAGUGAGUGUACAGAUUCUGUACCCUUUUGUGGCCCUUUCCCUUCUACACCAGGUUUUGUACUUUCGAAAGUGAUGAACAUUAGCUGCUUCUCUUUUCUGUCUAUACCACUUUUAUUAGCUCCAAAUUACUAUUAAGUUUCUCUUUCAGCUGCAAGACCAUGUUGGUUUUGGGUUAUGUUAUUUUGCUGGUUAGGGAACCAGAAGCUGUUUUGAGUCGAGCCCAUCUGGGUUGUUGUUAUUAAGAGUCAAGAUUUUGAGCUAAAAAAGAUAACUUUUUUUUUUUUUUUGGCUAGAAGUUGGAUUUGGGUGUUGGAAAAAUGAAGAGUCAGGAUUUGAAAGCAAAACUUUUUAUGCAUCUGAUCUGAGUUAUUGGUGGGGGUGAUUUUUAUUUACUUUCUCAACUUUGAAGUUGUAUGCUAUGAAUAUGGCUACUGGGCUCGAAAACCAGGAUGGGCAGCCAGAGAACCUGAAGAAACAGCUUGCUCUUGCUGUGAGAAGAAUACAGUGGAGCUACUCUAUCUUUUGGUCCAUUUCAGCUAGUCAACCAGGGGUCUUGGAGUGGAGUGAUGGUUACUAUAAUGGAGAUAUUAAAACAAGGAAAACAGUACAAGCUGUAGAGCUUAAUGCUGAUCAAAUGGGUUUGCAGAGAAGUGAGCAAUUGAGGGAACUUUAUGAGUCUCUCUCAGCUGGAGAAGCUAGCCCUCAAUCUAGAAGGCCUUCAGCAGCAUUAUCCCCAGAAGAUCUUUCUGAUGCAGAGUGGUAUUACCUGGUUUGCAUGUCAUUUGUCUUCAACAUUGGUCAAGGAUUGCCAGGGAGAACAUUGGCAAAUGAUAAACCCAUCUGGCUAUGCAAUGCUCAUUUUGCGGACAGCAAAGUAUUUAGUCGAUCUCUGCUGGCGAAGAGUGCAUCAAUUCAGACUGUGGUAUGCUUUCCCUUUCUGGGAGGUGUGGUGGAGCUGGGCGUUACUGAGCUGGUUAUGGAGGAUCCCGAUAUCAUCCAGCAGAUUAAGACAUCAAUUUUGGAGAUUCCAUAUCCAAUAGUUUCCAGAAACGCAAACCUUUGUGCUGCAAAUGCACGGAAUGAUCUUGAUCAUGAUCCUGUUGAAACUAAAUCAGUUCCAGUUUUAGGUAGUGAUGAAUUAGAUAUGGCUUCUCCCAAUGAUAAUUCAGAUGGGUUUGAACCGAUUCAACUAGCUGAUGAUUCAUUAAUAAUAGAAGGAAUAAACGGGGGAGCUUCUCAAGUGCAAAGCUGGCAGUUUAUGGAUGAUGAUGAGUUUAGCAAUUGUAUCCCUCAUUCCAUGGACUCUAGUGACUGUAUAUCUCAAACCUUGUUGAAUCCGGAAAAACCUGCCUCUGGUCCUAAGAGUGAAAUGGUAGGUGACCAUCAAUUGCAAGACCUUCAAGACUGUAAUCACACAAGACUGAGUGCAUUGGAUCUACAUAGCAAUGACGUACACUAUCAGGGUGUUCUUUCAGCCCUUUUAAAGAGUUCACACCAGUUACUUUUAGGUCCACUCUUUCAGAAUUCCCAUCAGGAAUCCAGCUUCAUCAGCUGGAAGAAAGGAGGAUUUGUGAAGUGUCCGAAACCAAGAGGUGAAAUUUCACAAAAUUUAGUUAAAAAGGUUUUAUUUGAAGUUCCUCGCAUGCAUGCUGCUUGCAGGCUUGAGUCUCCUGAAGAUAAUGGCAAUAGAGAUGGAGUUUGGAGACCGGAGGCUGAUGAAAUCGGUAUGAACCAUGCAUUAUCUGAGAGGAGGCGAAGAGAAAAGCUAAACAAGAGAUUUUCUAUUCUCAAAUCUCUGGUGCCAUCUAUUAGCAAGGAUGACAAAAUUUCUAUACUUGAUGAUGCAAUAGAGUAUUUGAAAGUGCUCGAGAGAAAAGUUGAAGAGUUGGAAUAUUUCAGGGAGUCAACUGAGAUAGAACCGAAAACGAAGAGACAACCCCAAGAUACCACGGAAAGAACAUCCGAUAACUAUGGAAACAACAAAACUAGCAGUGGGAAGAAGCCAUUGAUAAACAAGAGGAAGGCUUCUGACAUUGAUGAAUCAGAACAAGGGAUCAAUUAUGGUGUACAAGAGGAUGGUUUGGCAGAUAAUGUAACAGUCAGUAUGAAGAAUAAUAGUGUUACAAUUGAGAUUAUGUGUUCUUGGAGGGAGGGAGUGUUACUAGAAAUCAUGGAUGCCUUGAGCAAUCUCCAUUUAGAUUCUCACUCAGUUCAAUCAUCCAUCAUAGACGGGAUUCUUUCCCUGACAAUUAAAUCCAAGUUCAAGGGUUCAACACUUGCAUCGGCAAGGAAAAUCAAGCAAGCACUUCAGAGAUUUGUUGGGAGCUGUUGAAAGCCUAUUUUCUCACUGAUACCAAGAACAUUGUUUGAUUUUUAAGAAUCCGCCGCUUUAGUCGUUGUACAAUUUGUAUAUCGCGGAUUGUUGCUGUAAGAAACACAGUUUCUUGAGGAUUUUAACUGCAGGUAGUGUAUAAUAAAAAAGGAAUAAACUUGCUUUAAA
Ziziphus jujuba (common jujube) is the source of this 3242-nucleotide messenger RNA. Its product is annotated as transcription factor EGL1. The transcript is spliced from 8 exons. Bases 1161 to 3074 code for a protein of 637 amino acids. The record is from RefSeq and is a predicted model, not a curated record. NCBI's taxonomy places the organism in Eukaryota, Viridiplantae, Streptophyta, Magnoliopsida, Rosales, Rhamnaceae. Gene Ontology annotation, molecular function: protein dimerization activity.